This is a messenger RNA of Gadus chalcogrammus (walleye pollock), 608 nucleotides long. It is a transcript of the gene immp1l, whose product is annotated as inner mitochondrial membrane peptidase subunit 1. Gene Ontology annotation, molecular function: serine-type endopeptidase activity. The coding region runs from base 117 to 593 and encodes 158 amino acids. The transcript has 4 exons. The record is from RefSeq and is a predicted model, not a curated record. Gene Ontology annotation, cellular component: membrane; mitochondrial inner membrane peptidase complex. Lineage: Eukaryota; Metazoa; Chordata; Actinopteri; Gadiformes; Gadidae.
UAGGAGAGAGUAUUGCUCGCACUUGCCCAAUGAGGACUAGGAAUGUUGAAAGGCUGUUUUAUCACUCAUGACCGAAGCAAUAUUGAUGCUUUGAAUGAGAAAUAUUUCUGGAGGAGAUGUUCCGUGGUGUGCUGGGGAAGACCCUGGGCCUGGUGGGCCUGACGGUUCAGUACGGCUGCAUCGCCCACUGUGCCUUCGAGUACAUCGGCGAGCUCGUGGUGUGCUCCGGUCCGUCCAUGGAGCCCACUAUCGUAGGCAAAGAUGUCGUGUUUUCAGAGCACGUGAGCCGCCAUCUUUUUAAAAUUGAGAAGGGCGAUAUAGUCAUUGCCAAGUGUGCGUCUGACCCUCACAUGAACAUCUGCAAGCGGGUCAUCGGCCUGGAGGGGGACAAGGUGUGCACCAGCAGCCCCUCGGACAUAUUCAAGACCCACACGUUUGUGAGUAUUUCUUCCCUCAAGACUAGACCCACGUCAGCGCCUCCCCAUGGCUUCAUCUACAUGUCGUGUACCACUAAGCAUGGUAAUCCACACUGUUCAUGCCUCAACAUCCCAACCUUUAACAACCAUUUUCCUUUGAACGGGAAAAAAGUAUGAGUGAGGUUUAGCAGU